UACUGGGGAUGCAUGCAUUCGAAAGAAGAACGAGGACGCGCAUCUGGCAGCCACGCACACACACAGGCAGAUCUCUCCGUAUAGUCUCGCUGCUCACACAAUACUGACGGGAGACGAAGCAGCGCACAGGUAAAAUGGAGAAAGUAUUAGGGCUCGCCGUGGUAUCCAGUAUUUUAUGCGUCGGCUCGGUUUUUGGAAAAUACGUCAGAGGUAUCGUGAAUACAAAAGAGGACUGGGUGUUUUUAACAAGGUUUUGCUUCCUAACUGAUUUCGGCCGAUUGGACUUUAGGUUCCGAUACCCCAAGUCUCGCUGCUGUCAGAACAUAUUGCUCUACUUUGAUGAAAGCUCUCAGUGGCCAGCUGUGUACAAGAGUACAGACAAGGACUGUUAUCAAAAAGAAUCAGUAUUGAGGCCCGAAAAUAACCAGGUCAUCAACCUGACCACUAGCUACACCUGGUCUGGCUGUGUGGUUGAAAAAGAGGGUAAUGAAGACAUGCUGAGUUGUGUAGGAGGUCGAAGUUUUCGUUCUGUAAGAGAAAGAUGGUGGUACAUUGCACUCAGCAAGUGCGGGGGAGAUGGACUGCAGUUGGAAUAUGAAAUGACAUUAACCAAUGGACAGUCGUUUUGGACACAGCAUUUCUCUGCGGAUGAGUUUGGCAUCCUGGAGACCGACAUCACAUUCCUGGUCAUAUUUGCUGCUGUGUUUACACUGUCUUGUUACUUUGCUUAUAAUUUAAAGGGAAGACAGCUGCUCCAUACAACCUAUAAGAUGUUUAUGACUGCGGCUGGAGUCGAGGUGUUGAGCCUGCUCUUCUUUUGCAUUUACUGGGGCCUUUAUGCCAGAGACGGUGUUGGGAAUGGCAGUCUGAAGAUAUUAGGGAAAUUACUCUUCUCUGUGAGCUUCCUGAUAUUUCUGCUCAUGCUGAUUCUCUUGGGAAAGGGAUUCACAGUUACCAGGGCAAGAAUAAGCCACAGUGGAUCUGUAAAACUAUCCAUUUACAUGACAGUGUACACCAUCACCUACAUCAUUCUCUUUAUUUACGAAGCAGAGUUCUUUGAUCCAGGCGAGGUGCUUUACGCUUAUGACAGCCCUGCAGGGUACGGUCUAAUGGGUCUGCAGCUUCUCGCAUACGUAUGGUUUUGCUAUGCUGUGCUGGUGUCCCUCAAACACUACCCUGAAAAACAACCUUUCUACAUCCCAUUCUUCACUGCGUACACUCUGUGGUUUUUCGCUGUACCUGUCAUGGCUCUGAUUGCCAACUUUGGCAUCUCUCGCUGGGCCAGGGAAAAGAUUGUGAAUGGCAUCCAACUUGGCAUUCAUCUCUAUGCUCAUGUUGUCUUUCUGGCCAUUACACGUCCAUCAGCAGCCAAUAAGAACUUCCCUUACCACGUACGGACGUCUCAGAUAGGCAUCCUUCUGUCCAGUCCUAAAGCCAUGGGGGCAGAGAGCUUCCCGCACCAUGCCUAUGGGAACAGCUCCUUCCUGGGAGAUUCUCAGCCAAACUUUACAGAGCUCUUUUCCAUUCAUUCAGACCCUGUUAAGACGAUAGAUGAGUCGGUGACACGGAAAGGACAGGAAGUGCCAAGAAACAGUGAGCAAAAGAUCAUCACAACAACAGCAGACCUGUCGACCACAUUUACCCCUCUUCCUCCUCCCAUACCGCCACGUAGCUCCGCCCACUCCCCCCCUCCACCUCGGUUAACGUCCCACUUCACUGAGUAUUUUAGUAUGCAAGGGGCAACAAGGAUGGGAUUCAAUGCCUAGAGGAGGCUGUAAAGGAAUGGGAAAGUAGAGAAGGGACACAACUUAUAGGUGGAAAAGAAUUUAAUAUUUCAAUAGAUUAUGUUAAGGCAAGCGUGAAAAUGUGAAGCCAUUUUCAAAAAGUUACCAAAACAUCUGUACCUUUGAAUUUGUAAAGAGAAACGUGAGCUGCUUAAAUGAAUAGACAGAGAGAUAGAGAGGGCCGGAACCCGCUCACUCACCGCCUAAAAAAUAAGAAGCAAUAAAUAUUUCAGCGAGAGUCCAGAGAGACAGAGAUAUAGGCAGUGCAAUAGAGUGACAGUACACAAUGGUGAAUCUAGAGUAUAGUUAUUUAAAGCUUAAUGUGAAUAGGAUAGCGAUGUGUACAGUAACAGUACAGUACAAUGAACAUAUUUUUAACGCUUCGUUCAUUUCAAGUGGUGCCGUUAAUGUGUUAAUUUACGUUACAUUUUACUAAAACAAAAAACAAGUCCUUACCUAAUAGUGACACAUUUUUUGUUUUUUACGAAUUUAUUUACAUAUUUUGUCUGUGAAGUUCAAAUACCUUAUGAUGAUUUCUAUUUUAUUCACAUUGAAUAUAGUAAGAUACUUUGCAAACAUAUUAAACUACAAGUUAACUGUGGACAACUAGGCAGUAUUUGUAUACCAUGCAUGUGUGUGCUUUAUCUACAGCAUCUUCGGAUAUAUUUCAUGUAAUUUCAGAAAUGGCAUUCUUAACAGUGUUUGUCUUAUGCAGUAUUAGCCAUAAGUAAGCAAUUUGUUGGUUGAUACAAGCGUGUAAACACUGUAGCCCUUUCACAAAUCAAAUACAGCAUCCACUGAGAUUCGGUUCAUUCGAAUUAGGUACAUUCUCUAAGAAGUACAUGAAUUUACAUGCAGCACUUAUAUGGGUGUCAAGACAUCGAAAACAAACAUGUAAACUUGACUGAUCUAUUCACUGUAUGAGUGUACUGAGUUUAGAUUUAAAGCAACACUAAAGAGUUAUGGAUCUAUGCUACCCCUACAGGUUAGAAGCGGAAUUGUCCAUUACCACUAUCGUAAAUAAUUUAGCCUACUGCAGCAAAGCUGGCUCUGAUUGGAUUGUAGGUGUGUCGUAAAGCAAGGUUUUGUAGUUUUCACUCAAACUACAGAACCGUGACCCGACGGUUGGAAAUUUCGUCCCUGUCCCAAAUGGCGCACUUCAUGUGGACUUUCGGUCUCGUGGACUUAAAUUGCACGUGCUCGCUUAGUCUACGAGUCCGUAGGGUGUCCCAUCUGUCAUUUUUACGCUUUGAAGUCUGCUCAUCAGCGCCCCCUUGAUGCGGUCUCCGGCGAAGGCCGCACUGCAGCAGGCUUUGCGCACUUUACCAACCCAGAAGUCCUUCCGAAAGAGCAAUCAGACCAAUCGGACGACGAAAGGGAGGAGUUCACACUUACGGGCAACUCCUCCUCCCAGACUCGGCAUGACCCUUGAGUCUGUCCCAAAAUACGACUCAGGUGCACCCACGUGGACUCGCAUCAAGGGUCCCUAAAGUCUGCACUCUACCACAAGGACCACAAGUCCGGAGUGUGCCAUUUGGGACAGGGCCUUCUUUAGUGUGGUUUUGGCCAAUAGAGGGCUGAAAAGCGAAUGUGAAAGUGCCGUUCACCCUGUUUCGAGUGGAUGAACGUCGACUAAUGUUGGAAACAUUAUUUUAAGGUAAAAAAAAAACCUCUUUAGUGUUGCUUUAAUUCCUGCUACAUUUGUUACACAUUUUAACACAAAUAACAGUUAAAUAUUUACCCCGAGUUAUUUUCAGUGGACGUUGAGUAAUGACUUUUAUUCUAUCAGUGAGUAGAAAUAAAUGUCACGUAGAUUAAUUUAGUCCACAUGGGGUUGUUGUAAGGUACUCAAGUGUCCUAUGACAAUAUAACCACUCUUACAGAUACAUUUUGUAUUAACUGCAUGGAGCACUUUACUGUUUGUACUUAUGUCAUGACCAUUAGUGACCCUUGCAAAUGCGGCCAUAAUGCAGUACAGUGUAUUACUCACUGUUUGUUAUGUACAUAUAAAAUGUGUCAAUUGUUUUAUCUGUCAAAUCCCAGUUACCAUUAUUGUAUUUAUUUUCAAUAUGCAUUUCAGUAUAUACUACAGAGAGUACAUCUGGAAUUAACCUGCUUAAAUACAACACUAUGUACAUAAUGGCAGAUUUAAAUUUGUUUAAAAGGUAGAACCAUACUUGAAGAUUCAUUAAAUAUUAUUUUAAACCAUUGCCCUUUUAUACAUGCUGAACUGGAAGCCACCAGAAAAGCAAAGAGGCUUUGGCAUGAUUUUUUGUAUCCAUUGAGUGAGUGUGCACACAAAGCAGAGAGAGAGAGCACACCUUUUGAAUGUAUAGCACAGCACAUGGAAAGCACAGAGAGAGCAAGUUAAGCACAUUUCUGUUGCACUGUUCAUACUGAAUGAAAUGCAUUUCAUGAAGUGUCAAAUGCCUUGGCAGUACAUACUCUUUUGCCAAAUUAAAAUGUUCUGUUUUACUAUAA
This is a messenger RNA of Misgurnus anguillicaudatus (oriental weatherfish), 4265 nucleotides long. NCBI's taxonomy places the organism in Eukaryota, Metazoa, Chordata, Actinopteri, Cypriniformes, Cobitidae. The record is from RefSeq and is a predicted model, not a curated record.